This is a messenger RNA of Opisthorchis viverrini, 216 nucleotides long. RefSeq lists its product as hypothetical. The coding region runs from base 1 to 216 and encodes 71 amino acids. The record is from RefSeq and is a predicted model, not a curated record. NCBI's taxonomy places the organism in Eukaryota, Metazoa, Platyhelminthes, Trematoda, Opisthorchiida, Opisthorchiidae. The transcript is spliced from 2 exons.
AUGCCCAAUUCGGAGUGGCGUAAACAGAGAGGUGGCCAACCCAUGACUUGGCAGAGGAGUAUGAAGGAGAUCGCGAGACGCUUGGGUGCUGUCGGUGCUACUCGCCUUCCAGGAUGGGGACCGCGUGAUCCUCACUGUGCCUGGUUGGAGACACUACAAGAUAUGGCUGCCAACCGAUAUUACGCUCCUCUUCAAAUGGCAUCGAACGACAUAUGA